Colletotrichum lupini is the source of this 3102-nucleotide messenger RNA. RefSeq lists its product as uncharacterized. NCBI's taxonomy places the organism in Eukaryota, Fungi, Ascomycota, Sordariomycetes, Glomerellales, Glomerellaceae. The transcript has a single exon. The record is from RefSeq and is a predicted model, not a curated record. The coding region runs from base 1 to 3102 and encodes 1033 amino acids.
AUGUCCGGCCGAAGCGCUUAUGUGCGCAAGAAGAUCACUCAAGCCGAGAAGGAAAAGGCGAGGGCAAGAUCAAAUACCGGCGGCAUAAUAGGAGAAUAUGAAGACCUCACCAUCCCCGAGUUUCCGCUUCCCCAGACCGGCGCAUCUUUACCCGUUGGCACCGGCAUCGGCACUACAAAUGCACGCUUCCUCAAGUUCUCAGAGCCUCCACGCGACAUCAAGCCAGGCACACCCAGCAUAGGCAGUGGCAGUGGAAGCAGUGAGGGCGGCCGUCGUGACGGGAGCUCCGGCCCCCUAGACGACUUCGCCUAUGCCCGCGCCCGGAGACCUACCAUCAAGACGGAAGACGUCUCGGGCAUUGAGAAGUCGGGUUUGCGAAGCAGGCUGGACAAGAAGAGCGAGGAUGUACGGAGAGGCCUGGCCAAGACUUUCACCUUCAAGCGCAAAGACAAGGAACUCGACUUCCGUCCUGAAUCCGUCGCUACUGUACGCCCGGGUCAACAUCAGAAUCCCGCCCCAAUGUCUCCCACGGAGCUCGACUACACCUAUGAACAGUUCAACAUGGAUACGAUGCAGCAGAUGCACAUACAGCGGCAGAUGCACAUGCAACAGCAACAGCAACAGCAGCAGCAGCAGCAGCAGCAGCAGCAGCAGCAGCAGCAGCAGCACCAACACCACAUGCACCACAUGCAGCAUAUGAAUCAACAAAUGCGACAUCAGAAUAUGGAUCUGCCUACAUCACCACCCCCGGCAUCGAAGCUGCCUCCUGUGCCGACCACGCCGCCCAUCAAGCGAUGGAUCGGCGCUGGAAGACCUGUUCAAAGGUGGAAUAAGCUACGCAAAGACCCCGAACUAUGGGAUCCGAAUGGUGAUGUUCUCGUCUUCUUCGGGCACAAGGGCCAAGCCCCACGGCCGAACCCAUCCUUCAGACUAUCCUCACACAUAAUCGAAGCGACCGAAUCGAGGUAUCUCAUCACGUUGCUUCGGGAGGGCACAACCGAGGAGGACAUCUACAUGCCCCCAUCUCCACAGGGUGCACCACCCAUGCUUCGGCCACACAUGCGCGGUGGGCAACCGACACCACCCAUCUCGGAGGAUCUCGGCGAAGCUGAUGGGCAAAUUUCAUACGAAAUGUACUUCCCGACUCCUGCAAACAUGACCAAGACAGAACAACUCAGAAGCCAUAUUACAACAAGAAACGUCUUUGCCUUGCUCUACCACGCAUCUCUGGUCGGGUUGACGCUUCACCAGGCUCUCUCCGACCUGCACAUGCGAUUGGAUGCCUACAUGCCACCGGACGCGGACAACGUCGGCAUGAUCUUGAACUAUCUGUCAGCCCGGGGAAUAGAUGACGUGCGCAACGACCCGGAAACGGCUGUCAGCUUGCUGGCGUGGUCUGAAGGGUCAGCUGUGCGAUGGGAGGAGGGCUGGCGGGAGAGUUUUCUACACUGCGCCGGCAUGUACAGCCAGCUGGAGACAUGCGCCGACUUCAAAGACCUCACGCCCAUCACCCGCGCGCUCCUGGAGCGGGCAUGUCUCGAGACGCAGCUCCGCGUCCAGGCGGCCGAAGAAAGACUCGUGGAGUUCCAGUAUGGCGACCUGUGGCCGGCAGGUGUUGGUGGUCAGGCAAAGGCGGCUGCAGACCGUUUACAAAAGUUCUUCUUGAACCACUACCUUCACUCACAAGGAGCGUGGCCGCCGGCUCAGACAACUGGUCUCCCAGACUCCGACGGCGAGGACAUGUGGCUUACAAGGAGCGUGGCACAAUCAUUGCAAAAGGACUUUGGGGCGCUGUAUGACUACCUCGUCAACCGCGACAUUGUCUGGGACAUGUCCGAGGCGCGAUCAGGGCGCAAAUGGAUGAUACAGAGCGAAAAGGACAAGGGAUUUGACGCCGACAUCGACAUUCCCAUCACAGACAUCCUCGUCGAGUUCGACAAUAAGAUGCGGUUUCCACAUAUCCCUCAUCCAUACCCCAUGGUACCCGAAUCCAUUCCGCCAGCGCCGUCAAAGGAGAGCUCCAUGUUCAAGAAGAAGACUGGCGCAGGUGCCAACAACGGUGGCCGAGCGGGUGCCCUGGAACGACGAGUUCAGUUGGCAUACACCGAGGCCACUAACAUUUAUAUCCUUGGUUCUGACUUUACACAAUCGGACCUAAUUGACGCCUUUGUGAAAUUCGAAAAGAGCGACAGUGUCACUGAGGUCGAUCCGGCCGUAGCCCGACGGGGACGUUGGGUUCUGAUCUACGGCAUUCUACAGACGCUGGCGAGUGUGUCGGUGGACGCCCCCAACGUGCGAUACCGCGACGGAGUGCCGUAUCAUCUGUCUCCGCGCCUCAGGGGCACAAGAGUCCCUCCGUGGAAGGGCUCCAGCACGACAGACGAAGCCUCGCACGAGCUAUCUCACUGUUGGAUAGUACAGCUCAGCUGGAACACGCCGAACAACGGCGGCGCUGAGAGUUCGGGUGGAUCGGGCAAUACCAGUCCAGUGCAAAACCUCGCCCGCCCAUUUGCGUACCCGCGCGCCCCGGCUUCGACGACAUCGCGAGGGUCUGGGUAUCAGACGACCAGGACCCGAUCCAUCCACUCGACGGGUUCGGCGCCUCAUUUCAGCUCGGCGUACAGCGUCGUUAGCGAAAGCGACACAGCCAGCAGCAUCCGUACACCAGCAUCCAGUCGACCUGGUACCAACAUGAAGAGAGCGCAGUCGCGAGAUAAUGUCAAGGGCCUGGGCGGCGGACCGGGAAGCAUGCGCAGUGCCGCCACGUUUGGCGGCACCGGCGCCGGCGGCGUAGAGCGAGGAGAGGCAAUGGAACUGCCCAUUCGAAGGCGUGACUUGAGCGCCUUCUUGGAUAAUAACGGCUCCCACGGCAAUUAUGCGCGAUCCAGCAGCGCCUCGCAGCACGAGCAGCAGUCGCUCCCCUUGCCAAGCAACAUCACGGGAUCAGGAGGCUUCCUUGCAUUCGACGACACGUUGGAUAGGAAGAGCGCGCGGGGUGGGUAUAAUCAUGGACGAGUGAAGCGCGAGGGGUCUGAGACGGACAGCAUGGCGCCACGAAUUCGGGACUUUGAUUUGGAUGUGAUUGAUGAUCAUGAGCCAUGA